Messenger RNA from Sphaeroforma arctica JP610, 810 nucleotides. RefSeq lists its product as hypothetical. Bases 1 to 810 code for a protein of 269 amino acids. The record is from RefSeq and is a predicted model, not a curated record. The transcript has 6 exons. Gene Ontology annotation, molecular function: SNARE binding. Lineage: Eukaryota; Ichthyosporea; Ichthyophonida. Gene Ontology annotation, biological process: endocytic recycling; retrograde transport, endosome to Golgi. Gene Ontology annotation, cellular component: EARP complex.
AUGGCGUUGGUGGACUAUUCUGAGGCGUUUUCGCUGUGCUCUGAUUGUCUUAAGCUCAUUGGCACUCUGCGACAGUACAACUGUGUCGUUGCUAUGGAACAGCAACUGCUGCCGCUGGUGGAGUCCAUUGAGGGCGAACUAUCUGAGUUCUUUAAGUCUACCUACAGGCGUUUUGACGAGGCGUCAUACCGAAAAGUGCUGAAGGUGUACAAUCGCACAGGUCAUCUGAGCCGUUUAACCAAGAGCCAACCAGAAUACUGCGAAUUGGUUAUCCAAGAGAUUUCAUUGGACACUCUGCGUGCCACUGGCUGCGGACUUAACACCAAUCACAAGUGGGACAAAAUGACGUACACGCAAGUGAGCAAUGCCCUAGCCGCCUCAGACGCCUUUGCGAGCGGCUUCAUUCGGCUGUGCUCUGAGUUGUAUGUGGUCAUGGACUGCUACAACGACGUCUGUCACAUGCACGGCGUAGAGCCCCACAAUCUGCAGCCACGGACAUUGGCACAGAGCAUCGACACUACCGGGCCCGUUGCUAUGCCAACCGACGCCAUAGCAACGGCACCGAAGGUCGCCAAUCCAUCCACACCACCACACCACAGUGCAGGCGAUGACAAUGCAAUAGACGAAACCAGUGCGCAACCAGAGACAAUUAACGAGGAAUAUAUUCCGUCACCAACGGAACAGCAGCACUCAACUGAGGGCGAAGACAAAGAACUCACAGACACUUCAACAGACAUACGCACACAGACCACAGCAAACCACACAGCCACGAGCGACACAGACUUUGAGAGAAAGCAGCCCAGGCUAUGA